AUGCGUUAUGAUGAGGACGGUGGGAACCCAAGGGUUCCCAUCACAGGCGAGUAUAUCCAUUCUAUUCUCUCGACCCCAGCACUCAAUCAGUCUGUGUUGCAGCAUACUUCUACUUCCAUCGAUGAUGCCGUCUGGAUUUAUUACCAAAAUGUAAGAGGAUUGAGGACCAAGCUGGACAAUAUAUUUCUCACUUCUCUCGACUGCGGCUAUGACGUUAUAUUGCUGACGGAGACUGGACUAAACGAUAGCAUCAAUUCACUGCAAAUUUUCGGAUCAUCGUACAACGUUUUUCGAUGUGAUCGAUGUUCUCUGAAUAGAGACAAUCGUAAUUUUGGCGGUGUACUGAUAGCUGUCGCCAAUCGACACGUGAGCACACGCAUCGACACGCUUAACGGAAAUCGGCUGGAGCAAGUCCGGGACGUUGUUUUGAUGGAAGAUCAUAUCGCCACCGUCCGUGAACUAAGUGUGUCCGCCAACUCCGAAGCUAUCAUUCUCGCUUGUGGCGACUAUAACCAGCCGCGUUUAGCAUGGUCUAACGACGACAACAGCUUACGUCUCGACAACCCGAUACUUUUGACUCCGGCGAGCGCAGCGCUGAUUGACGGAAUGGAUUUCUUGAACAUGAAUCAAAUUAAUGCACAACUAAAUCACCUGCGCCGUACUUUGGAUUUGGUUUUUGUAUCCGAAGGAAGCCAUGCUGAAGUAUUGACCGCCGUUGAUUCACUAGUGUCCGUAGAUCCUAAUCACCCUCCUUUGACCAUUCGCUUCAACGCACCAGCUAAAUCAGUGACUUCGCUUCCAGUGGGAAAUGUAGAAGAAAGGAAAAUAAAUUACCGCAAAAUUGAUUUUGACAGCCUUUCUGCCCAUCUGUCCGGUUCUGAUUGGAGUUGUAUCUACGAUUGUACCAACGUCCAUGACAUGGCAUUCAAAUUUUGCGACAUCAUUCGCCAAUGGCUGAUUGCGAACGUUCCUUUAAAACGGUGCCCAAUUUCACCUCCUUGGAGUACGCCUCUCCUCCGGAGAGCGAAGCGUGUACGCAAUCAAUGGCAGCGACGUAUGCGAACUCAUCGAUCCAACUUUACAAAAGUCAAUUUCAAACAUGCAAGCGAUGACUACAGGCAUCUAAAUGCUGCACUCUACAAAUCACAUGUAUUAAGGGUGCAGUUUGGUCUACGUCGUGAUCCAAAAUCCUUCUGGAACUUCAAUCGCAAACGCAAAAACCCAAUAGUUUCGUCCAAUUUAGUGUAUGAAGACAAGGAAUCCAGUGAUUAA
Molecule: messenger RNA, 1272 nt
Organism: Toxorhynchites rutilus septentrionalis
Lineage: Eukaryota; Metazoa; Arthropoda; Insecta; Diptera; Culicidae
Exons: 2
Coding region: 1-1272 (423 amino acids)
Source: RefSeq, a predicted model, not a curated record